CACGUUGCUUUAUUAAACCAUUAGAAAGCAAAUAGAAAAUGGGGCUAGCAUUUAAUGUUUUCUUCGUCACUUUCAUAAUUAUUGGUACAUCUGCUAUUUUUACAGAAGCCAAACAAUCUUCUCACUGUCUUCGUGGAAUCACAGUUAAAGAUAUACUCAUGCUUGCUGGAAUCAAGGGAGCGGCUUUACUCUCCUACGUCGCCAAGAUGAAGGCAGAAAAUAUUGAUCAAACUGUCCUCUCAAGUCUAACGUAUAAACAACUUGGUAACAUUGGUAUAUCAAAGAUUGGAGAUCGUCACAAGUUGCACAAAUUCCUUUCAAAGGAUGGAAAUGACUGCAACAACUCUGUGUGUAAAAACAAGGGAAUUUGCCGAGAUGGUUUUCGCUGUUUUUCAUGCAUUUGUGAUCCAACAAGUGGGUAUUAUGGUCUGACUUGCCAACGGAAAUGUCCAUGUUUAAAUGGAGGUGUUUGCAAGACAGUUCCUACAGGUUUCAAAUGUGUCUGCCCGCCUGGCUACUCUGGUGAUCUAUGUAAGGUGAAAUAUUUAACAGAGGAAAGACUUCUUCAACUGGAGAAUUCAGUGAAACAGUUAAGCUCAAAGUUGGAACAAACCGAAAAAGAACUGGAAUCUCAGAAAUCUCAACUGGAAACUUUGAAACGCAACGAUAGAGGAACGUGGAGGUUACGACGAACAAAUGAGAUUUUGAAUCAACUGGAGAAGUUACGAUUGCAUCUUGCAAAACCAACCUACACACAAAAAAUCCCCAUCAUGUUCCCCCAAAACACUCGAGCUAUAAUAAUUUCCGUCUACUGCCACUACGGGAACCACAAAGGAGCUGCUGACUUGUACUAUGUAACACAUCAAAAAGGAAACGACGACAGUUCGGGAAAAGUUGAAGGCUACAACUUGCAUUACAAUGUCCAUGGAAAUACAUUUUUAUACGAACAAAUGAUUCCAUGGAACAAUACUCUCGCAAAUGAACUAGUUUUCAAAGUAACAUACUCCCGCUAUGAAAGUAGGAAUCCUCACAGUUGGUAUCGUGUUCGUUUAGUUGGCUAUGUGAUUGAUUAACUGAGACACUAACACCAAGCAAUUCUUUAAGAAAUACUUAAAACAGCAUAUAAUAGUUUUAGUGUAAGAAUGUAACAAUUUGUCAUUAUUUGUGAGAUAAUACAAUGCUUUACAUAGUA
Molecule: messenger RNA, 1192 nt
Organism: Xenia sp. Carnegie-2017
Lineage: Eukaryota; Metazoa; Cnidaria; Anthozoa; Malacalcyonacea; Xeniidae
Product: cubilin homolog
Exons: 3
Coding region: 39-1073 (344 amino acids)
Biological process (GO): heterophilic cell-cell adhesion; establishment or maintenance of epithelial cell apical/basal polarity
Cellular component (GO): plasma membrane; protein-containing complex
Molecular function (GO): calcium ion binding
Source: RefSeq, a predicted model, not a curated record